UGUUAUCAUACCUAAGAGGUUCUCUCACUUGUCUCUCUCAGGACACAGUGGUGGCUCUCCAUGCUUUGUCCAAAUAUGGAGCAGCUACGUUCACCAGGACUGGAAAGGCUGUACAGGUGACCAUUCAAUCUUCAGGGACAGUUUCCACAAAUUUCCAAGUGGACAACGACAACCGCUUGCUCCUGCAGCAGAUUUCAUUGCCAAAGGUGCCUGGAGAUUACAGCAUGACAGCAACAGGAAAAGGGUGUGUCUACCUCCAGACAUCCUUGAAAUAUAAUAUUCUCCCCCAAAAAGAAGAGUUCCCAUUUGCUUUGGGGGUACAGACUCUGCCCCAAACUUGUGAAGGACCCAAAGCCCACACCACCUUCCAGGUCUCACUGAAUGUCAGGUAAGACUUUCUGACUGAAUCACUUAAUUCUGUGUAUAACAACCAAUCUUCUUACUGGAACUCCUCACUAAGCCAAGGACUGAGAUGGUGAAUGUUUGUACUACAUUU
Molecule: messenger RNA, 496 nt
Organism: Myotis davidii
Lineage: Eukaryota; Metazoa; Chordata; Mammalia; Chiroptera; Vespertilionidae
Product: alpha-2-macroglobulin-like
Exons: 2
Source: RefSeq, a predicted model, not a curated record